Messenger RNA from Alternaria atra, 1518 nucleotides. RefSeq lists its product as uncharacterized. The record is from RefSeq and is a predicted model, not a curated record. Gene Ontology annotation, biological process: carbohydrate metabolic process. The coding region runs from base 1 to 1518 and encodes 505 amino acids. NCBI's taxonomy places the organism in Eukaryota, Fungi, Ascomycota, Dothideomycetes, Pleosporales, Pleosporaceae. The transcript is spliced from 4 exons. Gene Ontology annotation, molecular function: alpha-galactosidase activity.
AUGUCACGUAGCAGCAUUCUCGUGGUGACGACGUUGCUGGGAAGCGCGACGGCCAUCAACAACGGUCUCGCUAUUACGCCGCCAAUGGGCUGGAACAACUGGAACGCUUUUGGAUGCGACGUCUCCGAAGACCUUCUCCUCACGACCUCCUCACAGAUCUUAAGCCUAGGAUUGCGAGAUUUGGGUUACAACUAUGUCGUGCUGGACGACUGUUGGCAAGAUCCGAAAGGUCGAGAUAAGAAAGGAAAGCUUCACCCGGCGCUUGACAAGUUCCCCAACGGCUUGAAUGCUAUCUCAGAUCAUCUGCAUAGUCAAGAUCUUAAGUUCGGCAUGUACAGCAGCGCCGGUGAGAUGACAUGUGCGAGGUUCGAGGGGUCACUAGACCACGAGGUCGACGAUGCGAAAAGCUUUGCGGGUUGGGGUGUCGACAUGCUGAAGUACGACAGCUGCUACCACAUGGGCCGCGUUGGCACACCAUCAGUGUCGUUUAAUCGCUUCAAAACCAUGUCAGAUGCUCUGAAAGCGACAGGGAAGAAUAUCCUCCUCAAUUUGUGCAACUGGGGAGAGGACCUUGUUCACACAUGGGGGAUGAGCAUAUCCAACAGUUGGCGGAUUACAGGCGACAUCUACGACUCUUUCACACGUCCUGAUGAUCUCUGUGGAUGCAACACCCUGGCGGCAGGCGAUGUCAACUGCGUAGCACCAGGCACACACUGCUCAGUACUUUUCAUUCUCAACAAAGUCGCUCCCUUUGCCGACCGCAGCAUUCCCGGUGGUUGGAGCGAUCUUGACAUGCUCGAGGUCGGGCAAGGCGGUAUGACCGACGAAGAAUACAAAGCGCACUUCGCACUCUGGGCCGCUCUCAAAUCUCCACUGUUCCUUGGUAACGACCUGCGCAACAUGCCAGCUUCUGCUCUUACCAUCAUCAACAACCCUGCCAUCAUUGCGCUCAGCCAGGACCCCCAUGGACGAAGUGUAACGCGUGUUCGAAGGGACAUAGAAGGUGUAGCGAAAGAUGAGUGGGGCGUGGGUGAGACGCACGUCUGGGCCGGACAUCUGCAGAAUGGAGACGAAGUCGUGAUACUUCUCAACGCUGGUGGUGAGGACAUUGAGAUGAGCGUCUCCCUCGCUGAGAUUUUCAUACCAUAUGGACCCGGUGGAUCAGCACCACACGUAAAGUAUGACUGGGCUAUCCAUGAUCUCUGGGCUCAUCGUAUGUCCGAAGCCACCGCUGAAGAGCUACUGAACGCGGACACUCAUGUGCAGAGAGAAGCGACCUUAUCAAAAGCCAACUGGUACAACGCUACUGAGAUCCCUUACGCCAAAGGCCUCGUCCAAGAAGACGCACGAUUGUUUGGCGAGAAGGUUGGCGUGGUCAAAGCUGGUGGCAUACUCAAGGCAGAUGUGAAGAGCCAUGCUGCGCGAGUGUUUCGACUGCGGAGAGUCAAGCAAGAGGGAGAUGCAUUCGAAGCGAAGAGCAUAUCGAGAGAAGAUGGAAAUGAAAAGGACGAAUUGUAA